Molecule: messenger RNA, 2082 nt
Organism: Lagenorhynchus albirostris (white-beaked dolphin)
Lineage: Eukaryota; Metazoa; Chordata; Mammalia; Artiodactyla; Delphinidae
Product: zinc finger protein 883-like
Source: RefSeq, a predicted model, not a curated record
AUGUUCAAACAAAACUCAGAUUUAAUUAUACAAAGUAAAUGUGAUGUAAAGAAACCUUAUAAAUAUAGUGAAUGUGGGAAAACCUUCAGAGACUACACUACUCUCACUCAACAUCAAACAAGUCAUACUGGAGAACGACCCUUUAAAUGUAAUGAAUGUGAAAAGAGAUUUAACCAGAGUUCCCAUUUAACAAACCAUGAGAAAACUCAUACUGGAGAAAAGCCCUACAAAUGCAAUGAAUGUUGGAAGGGCUUCAGUUAUUGCUCAGUCCGUAUUCAACAUCAGAGAAUUCAUAGUGGGGAAAGACCUUACAAGUGUACUGAAUGUGGCAAGACAUUCAGUCGUAGUACAUAACUUACUCAGCAUCAAAGAAUUCAUACUAGUGAUAAACCAUAUAAAUGUUUUGAAUGUGGAAAGGCUUUUAGCCAGAGCACACAUCUUACUCUACAACAAAGAAUUCAUACUGGAGAGAAACCUUAUGAAUGCAACGACUGUGGUAAAACCUUUAGUCAGAGUACACAUCUUACUCAACAUCAAAGAAUUCAUAUAGGAGAAAAGCCCUAUGAAUGUAACGAAUGUGGGAAAGCCUUCAGUGAUCACGCAGCUCUUACCCUACAUCAUAUUGUCCAUACUGGAGAGAAACUUUUUGAAUUUAAUGACUGUGGGAAAGCUUUCAGUUACUGUUCAGACCUCAUUCAACAUCAGAGAAUGCACACUGGAGAUAAACCAUACAAAUGCAAUGAAUGUGGAAAUGCCUUUAAUGAUUGUUCAGCCCUUAUUCAGCAUCAAAGGACUCACACUGGAGAGAAGUCUUAUGAGUGCAAUGAAUGUGGGAAAACCCUUGGUAACUACUCAGCUCUUAUUUGACAUCAAAGAACUCAUACUGGAGAGAAGCCAUAUGAAUGUAAGGAACGUGGGAAAGCCUUCAGCAGAAGUAUGUACCUUACUCAACAUCAGAGAAGUCAUAGAGGAGAGAAACCAUAUAAAUGUAAUGAAUGUGGGAAAACUUUUAUCCAGAGUUCAUUCCUUACACAACUGAGGGUUCAUACUGGAGAAAAACCUUACAAAUGUAAUGAAUGCGGGAAAGCUUUUAGUGACCGCCCAGGGCAUAUUCAGCAUCAGAGAACCCACACUGGAGAGAAGUGCUAUGAGUGUAACAAUUGUGGGAAAGCUUUCAGUUUCUGUUCAGCCCUUAUUCAGCACAAGAGAAUUCAUACUGGAGAGAAGCCCUUUAAAGGCAAUGACUGUGGAAAAGCCUUCAGUGAUUGGUCAGCACUUAUUCAAUAUCAGAGAACUCACACUGGAGAGAAACCUUAUAAAUGUAAUGUAUGUGGAGAGGCCUUCAGUCAGAGUACAAACCUCACAAAUCACCAGAAAACUCAUACCAUUGAAAAAUCUUAUAAAUGCAAUGAAUGUGGAAAAGCUGUUAGUUACUGUUCAGGCCUUAUUCAACAUCAGAUCAUUCAUACUGAAGUGAAACCUUAUGAAUGCAAUAAAUGUGGCAAAGCCUUCAGCCAGAAGACAGACCUUAAAAAACAUCAGAAAACUCAUAGUGGAGAGAAGGCAAAUAUACAUACUGAGUUUACUUCUGUGUGGAGUGAAGUUCUUAUUCGGCGGCACCUAGCAGUGCAGUUUCUGGAAGGUAGCACGCAGAGGCAGCCGCGAACAGGAGCCUUGGUGUGCAGAGGCUUCCAAAAGCCCUAUUCCGAGACCAACUCCGAAAACAAAACUCCUGUUUUCAGACACAGGAACUCCUGUGCCCUGUCGAAACGGAUCCAAACGUUAUCCAAUCGGAAAUGGAAUUCUGAAAAUCUGCCUCCCUUGCAGGCAAAGAAAAACCUCUUGAGAUUUUUGACAGUUUCUUCUCAAACGAGGGUUUCCUCAAGGCUUUGCCCCACCGGCUUCUCCUCGGUUCCCCCUGCAGCUCCUCCUGUGAGGCCAGACAAGCUUCUGAAGAAGCGGGUUCAGAGACUGAAUAUUUGGCGGAUUGGAAACGGGCAGACUUGGAGGCGCUACUGGAACCCUGUGGUUCUCAUGGGGACCGAAAAGAGGCCGAGUAAAAGGAGGAGUGAGCUGAGCUAG